Messenger RNA from Colletotrichum phormii, 921 nucleotides. RefSeq lists its product as uncharacterized. NCBI's taxonomy places the organism in Eukaryota, Fungi, Ascomycota, Sordariomycetes, Glomerellales, Glomerellaceae. The coding region runs from base 106 to 921 and encodes 271 amino acids. The record is from RefSeq and is a predicted model, not a curated record. The transcript has 2 exons.
AAUGAAGCCACUCUGAACAUCCUUUCACAAAUCCAUUGGCUCUAUCCGUUUCCAGCCCCAGACAUCAUCACUCCUUCAGCUUCCAUAUCAUCAGCCAGGCAAACAAUGGCAGAAAUGGAGGGAGCUUCUGCCGAGGGUACCCUCGAGGUUGAAAAUGGCCUUGUUAUCCCUCUGCCCGUCACUCCAACCGCCGACUUCGCCUACGUGAUUAGCGACUGCAGCGAAGCAGCGGCAAAGUAUGAAGCUGAGGGUUGCUUCAUUUGGCGCGGCGACUGGACCACUCGCAACUCAAACAAGAGAGACGAGGCGAUCGUCGACACUCUUAAAUCCGAGGAGGAUCACGGACAUCUGCCCCUGGAGUUCCCCGGGCCGUUCCCCGAUCACUUUGGCGUCUCUGUCAUUGACUACUUUCGCCAGAGUCCUGAUGGUUUCGAGUAUGAGGUGAUCAACGCCGCGGUCAACGCCCCCGACCAGCGUGUGGCCUUUGCCAUCCGUCUAGUCGUCGGUGACAACGAGAAGGCCUUCCCCAUAAGCGGUCACGAGCUCCGCGUCUUUCUUCAACUGACGGGCUUCUUCAACUAUGACCAUCGCCAAAAGACCUUUGCUGCCGCCUGGCUGAACAGUGACGACGACUACAUUCCCAGUCGUUCGUCGCACGUUUACUGCAAUAACGCGACGGUCCCUGGCGAUGACUUUGCGGUUCGGAUUAUCAAGUUCGUCGUUGGCCAAGCCGACCCCUUCAUUAGCAUCGCUCACUUGCACUUCUGGCUUGAGAUUCACCAAUUCCAGGACGUCCGCCGCCGCGAUAUAAACAUCUUGCGCAAGGAACUUCGGUUUGAGGACGACUUCACCCUUGAGCCCGAGAGAAUUGCUCGUACCUUGAAGUACUUCCGUGAGGUUAAGCAACAGCCUCCUCAGUAG